Molecule: messenger RNA, 3650 nt
Organism: Camarhynchus parvulus
Lineage: Eukaryota; Metazoa; Chordata; Aves; Passeriformes; Thraupidae
Gene: BAG6
Product: BCL2 associated athanogene 6
Cellular component (GO): BAT3 complex
Molecular function (GO): misfolded protein binding; polyubiquitin modification-dependent protein binding
Source: RefSeq, a predicted model, not a curated record
CUGGGCCGGAGCCGCCGCGGCCGCGUCGGAGCCGCCGAUACCGAGGGCAGCCGGUUCCCCUGCGCGCGGCCUGCGCGGGCCCGGCGGCGCCGCCAUGGCGGAGGAGCGGCCCGAGGCGCUGCAGGUGCUGGUGAAGACGCUGGACUCGCAGACGCGGAGCUUCGAGGUGGAACCGGAGAUCUCGGUGCGGGAGUUCAAGCAGCGAAUCGCGGGCGCCGUGAGCAUCGCGGCCGAGAAACAGCGGCUGAUCUACCAGGGGAGAGUGCUGCAGGACGAGCGGAAACUGCGCGAUUACAAUGUGGGGGGCAAGGUGAUCCACCUGGUGGAGCGCGCCCCCCCCCAGGCGCAGUCCCCGGGCUCGGGGGGGCCCUCGGGCUCGGGGGGGGGGCUGGGCACCUCCUCCCCUCCCCCCCACCACCCCCAGAACGGGGUGGGGGGCGGCCCGAGGGGGGGGGGCCCCGACAGGAACGGCAACAGCAGCAGCUACGUCAUGGUGGGGACCUUCAACCUGCCGAUCGACGGCUCCUCUGUGGACGUUCACAUCAACAUGGACCAGGGCCCCGCCCAGAGUGAACCCCGACUGCGGCUCCUGGUGGCUCAGCACCUGCUCAGGGACAUCCAGGGGGUGCUGGCGCAGCUGGAGGGCAAUGGGGGGGGGUCUCGCUCCCCCCCCGGCCAGGCCGAGCCGCCCCCCCCGGAGCCCCCCGGGCCCCCCCCAAACCCCCCCGAGGAGCCGAUGGAGGCGCGCGCGCCCAAGCCCCGGGCCCCCCGGAACCCGAGGCCCCGGCCCCGACGCCAGCCCAGCCCCCCCAGCCCGGCAGAGCUGGGGGAGCUCCUGGGGGAGCUGCGGCGCCUGGAGCUGCGGCUGGAGCCGUUCCGGCAGCGCUAUCGCGACAUCCUGGGCAGCGCCGCCACCGCCGACUACGGCCACGACGCCGAGGCUCGCGAGGAGGCGCAGAGGGUCCUGACCCUGGUGGGGGAGGGGCAGCGUCUCCUUGGCAACGCCCUCGUGGCCUUGGCCGAGCUGCGCUGCAACCUGGGGGGGGCCCCGCCCCGCCCCCUGCAGCUCGCCCGGCCCCUCCCCCACUACGGACCCCCCAUGCUGGUGCAGCAGGCGACCAUCCCCAUCCAGAUCAACGUGGGCACCACGGUGACGAUGGCCGGGAAUGGGGGGGGCGGGGGAGGAGGCCCCGCCCCCCCCCCCCCCGGCCCGGCUGAGCUCCCGCCCGCCCCCCCCCCCCCCAGCCCCGGGACCCCCGGAGCCGGCCCCCCCCCCCGCCCCCCCCCCCGCGUGAUCCGGAUCUCGCACCAGAGCGUGGAGCCCGUGGUGAUGAUGCACAUGAACAUCCAGGGUGAGACCCGGAAUGGAUUCGGGCUCCCCCCCCUCGGGGGGCUCGGCCGGACCCCCCGGGCCCGGGCUGGGCAUCGGUGGGGUGGGGGUGCAGCUGCCGCCCCUCCCCCCCGAGUUCCUGCAGGCCGUGGCCCAUCAGAUCACACAGCAGGCGAUGGCGGCCGCGCAGCCUCUGCGGCCACAGGCCAGCCCGUGGGGGGGUUCCAGGCCCCCACCCGCGUGGUCAUCGCCCGGCCCUCGGCCCCUCCCCCGCGCCCCACCCACCCCGGGGCCCCCCAGGCCGGGGGCGGAGCCGCCCCUGGGGGGGCGUCGCUGGCGCAGGUGAUCAGCGGGCUGGUGGGACAGCUGCUGCUGCAGCCGCUGGUGCUGGCCCAGGGCGGCUCCUCGGCCCCCCCCGCACCCCCCACCCCAAACUCCGCCCCCUCCUCAGCCCAAGCCCCGCCCCCGACUCCUCCCGGCCCCGCCCCCGCUCCAGGGGCAGCCCCGGGGGGUCCCGAUGGCUCCGCCCCCGCCCCGCCCCCGUCGGCCGCGCCCAGCGCAGGGGGCGGGGCUGAGGCUCAGCCACGCCCCCUGGUGGGGCUGCUGGGGGGGCUGCUGGGGGCGGGGCCAGCGCCGCUGGUGGGCGUGGCCGUGCCUGGGAACAGCCCCCUGCUGGAGGGCGUGGCCGAGCUGCUGCAGGCCGCCCAGCCCAGCCCCGCCCCCACCACCCCCGAAGCCCCUCCCUCCUCCGACCCCUCCCCCACCUCCACCUCCGCCCUUCCCCCUUCCCCCCCUCCCCCGCCCCCUCCCCUUCCCCCCACGGAGAGCGGCCCCGCCCCCUCCUCCGGAGGCCCCGCCCCCGCCGAGGGCGGCCCCGCCCCCGGGCCGGGGGAGCCGCUGCCCCCCGAGUUCUUCACCAGCGUCCUGCAGGGGGUGCUGAGCUCCAUGCUGGGCCCCCUGGGGGCGCCCCCCAGCGGCCCCCCCGAGAGCAUCGCGGCGUUCCUGAGCCGCCUGAGCGGGACCCCCGGGCUGCUCGAGGGCUCCCCGGGGCCUGACGGGUUUUCCGGGGCUCUCCUGGCGCUGAUCUGCCAGCACCUGUCCAUGGUGGACGUGGUGCUGCUGCUGCACGGGCGCUGCCAGCCCCUGGCCCGGCUGCAGCCGCUGCUGCGCCGCUGCUUCCGCCAGCGCUACCUGGGGGGGCGCGACCCCACCGAGGCCAACGUGCGGGCAGCCACGCACAACCUGAUCAUGGGGCUGGAGGGGUUCAUCCGCGAGAGCUUCGCCGGGGUCAGGGUGGCCGAGGGCGUGGACAUCACGCGCACCAACGUGGAGUUCCUGCGCGAGCAGUUCAACCGCAUCGCGCUGCACGUGCUGCGCUGCCAGGACGGCUCCUUCGGGCCGCGGCUCCUGGAGCUCUGCAACCGGGGCCUGUUCGAGUGCCUGGCCCUGAACCUGCACUGCCUGCGGGGGGAGCGGGGGGCGCUGGGGGCGCUCAUCAGCGACCGCAUCCGCCGUCUCUCGGCCGAUGUCCCCCCCUCGCUGGUUGGGUGGCUCACGGCCGUGGUGGGCCUGCGGCUCCAGGCCGUGCUGGAGCAGAUGCCCGUGACCCCCGAGCAGGUGCUGCCCUACGUGCGGCACCUGGGGGAGCCCCCGGAGCCGGCCCCGCCCCGGCAGGCACAGCCCGAGGAGCCAAUGGAGGUGCAGGAGGCGGAGCCACCCCCGGACGACGCCCAGAGGGAGGGGGCGGGUUCUCCUCCCCCCGCCACCACAGCCGAGGAGGCCCUGCCCCCCCCCGAGAGCGACAGCGAGGCCUGGGCGGCGGCCGUGCCCCCGGAGUGGGUUCCCAUCAUCCGUGAGGACGCCCAGCGCCAGCGCAAGGCGAAGCCGCAGCCGCCCCUGAGCGACGCCUACCUGAGCGGGAUGCCGGCCAAGCGGCGCAAGACGAUGCAGGCGGAGCCGCCCGCGCUGUCCCUGGCCGAGGCCGUGGGCAGAGCCGCCCGAACCGCCGGGGCCCGAGCGCUGGGGAGCCCCGAGAGCCUGGGGAGGGACCUGAGCGAGCUGCAGGAGGGGUACAGGCAGCAGCUCCAGGCCGACCUGCAGCGCCGCCUCCUGGCCGACCCCGAUUUCAGCCCCGGCCGCUUCCCCAACGCCCACCGGGCCUUCGGGGAGCCCUUCCCCCACCCCGCCCGCGACCCCUCCCCUCCCCCACCCCAAUAAUCAUCAAUCAAUCAACGAUCAAUAAACCAGGCCCCGCCCCCGGCCACGCCCACCACGGGCUGCUGCUGCUGCUCCGCCUUUAUUUCCCUUUUUUGGGCUCAUU